This is a messenger RNA of Coffea eugenioides, 1746 nucleotides long. Its product is annotated as cationic amino acid transporter 6, chloroplastic-like. The transcript has 5 exons. Gene Ontology annotation, molecular function: amino acid transmembrane transporter activity. The coding region runs from base 1 to 1746 and encodes 581 amino acids. NCBI's taxonomy places the organism in Eukaryota, Viridiplantae, Streptophyta, Magnoliopsida, Gentianales, Rubiaceae. Gene Ontology annotation, biological process: transmembrane transport; amino acid transport. The record is from RefSeq and is a predicted model, not a curated record. Gene Ontology annotation, cellular component: plasma membrane.
AUGGCAGCAAUUGAUCAGCCUGAAACAUCUGGAUCUAUGAACUUCUCUACUUACCUUCAUUCGCUCUCUCAGACGCCUAACAGGCUUAAGAAGAGAAUAUUAGCAACAUGGACACCAGACCAAGAGCUCAAUAAAGUCAGGCUCAGGUCUGGUGCAGACAUGAAGAGAAAACUAACCUGGUAUGAUUUAGUGGCUCUUGGAGUUGGAGGAAUGCUUGGUGCCGGAGUAUUCGUUACUACCGGUCCUGUUGCUCUAGAUAUCUCCGGUCCUUCUGUUUUCAUUUCAUACAUAAUAGCAGGAAUAUCAGCUCUACUCUCUUCUUUGUGCUAUACUGAAUUUUCCAUUGAGAUUCCAGUUGCUGGUGGCGCAUUUAGUUACCUGAGAGUUACUUUUGGAGAAUUUGUGGGCUACUUUGCUGGUGCCAACAUACUGAUGGAGUACGUCUUAUCAAAUGCUGCUGUUGCAAGAAGUUUCACGGAGUAUCUCUGCACUGCUUUUGGAAGGAACGAUCCAAACUCAUGGAGAAUUGAAGUGGAUGGAUUAGUAAAGGGUUAUAACAUGUUGGACAUUCCAGCAGUUGCUUUAACUGCUGUUCUAACUCUGUGCUUGUGUCAUAGUACAAAGGAAAGCUCAAAUUUGAACCUAGCGAUGACAGUGUUCCAUGUAGCUUUCUUUGGUUUUAUUAUCAUUGCUGGUUUUCAAAAUGGAAGCCCCAAAAACUUGAUCAAACCAGGAGGCCUGGCUCCUUUUGGUGCUAAGGGAGUCCUUGAUGGUGCAGCAAAAGUCUAUUUCAGUUAUAUAGGCUAUGAUUCAGUUUCAACAAUGGCAGAAGAGAUCAGGAAUCCUUCAAGAAACCUCCCAAUUGGAAUUGUGGGUUCAGUACUUAUUGUUUCUGCACUUUAUUGCCUCAUGGCCUUGUCUUUGUGCUUGUUGGUUCCUUAUAACAAGAUUCCAGAGAGGGCAUCGUUUUCGGUUGUUUUUCGAAAUAUGGGUUGGAAAUGGGCAAGCAACUUAGUAGGGGCUGGUGCAAGCCUGGGAAUUGUGGCUUCUCUCCUGGUUGCCAUGCUAGGCCAAGCAAGGUAUCUUUGUGUUAUUGGGAGGGCCCGGCUUGUGCCAUCCUGGUUAGCUAAAGUGCAUUCGAAGACAGGCACCCCACUAAACGCAACUAUAUUCUUGGGAUUUUGCCAAGCAUCAAUUGCACUCUUCACCGAACUGGACAUUGUGAUUGAGAUGAUCUCCAUUGGAACCCUUCUGGUGUUCUACCUGGUGGCUAAUGCUCUCCUAUAUCGUCGAUACGUAAUCACAAGCAGCCAUCCUCCAUUCCCCACUCUCCUGUUUCUCAUCCUCCUCACUUGCACCUCAAUUGGCUUCUCCAUUUCUUGGAAGCUGAAAAGACACUGGUGGGAUCUACCAUUAUUUGGUGGGCUGAUGAUCACUAUCACUGCCCUUUUCCAAUGUCUUAUGGCCCCUCCUGCUAGCCAGCGCCAGGAACCUGCCAAAUGGUCAGUGCCCUUCAUGCCAUGGCCGGCUGCAAUAUCCAUCUUUCUCAAUGUUUUUCUCAUGACUACCUUACAAAAGCUUUCCUACCAAAGAUUUGGUAUAUGGGCAUGCUUUAUUACUUUGUUUUAUGUAGUGUAUGGUGUUCACUCUACAUAUCAUGCAGAAGAAAUGGAAGUAUGUGUUGAUAAUGGUGUCACCACAAACUCAUCCGUUCAGCCGACAAAGUUUGAUAUCCAAGUUUUAUAA